AUGGAAUGUAUUCCAGCAACUGUUGAGGAGCUUGAGAGCAAAAAGGAUCCACUUAUCGAGGACCCUGAGCACAACGUGUACACCAGGUUCAUGAAGUCCCAUCGCUGUUACGACCUCGUACCCACCAGCUCCAAAUUAGUUGUUUUUGACACGUCCCUCCAGGUCAAGAAGGCAUUUUUUGCACUUGUUUCCAAUGGGGUGAGGGCAGCUCCCUUAUGGGACAGUAACAAGCAGUGCUUUGUUGGCAUGCUAACCAUCACAGACUUUAUAAACAUCCUUCAUCGCUACUAUAAAUCUCCCCUGGUCCAGAUAUAUGAGUUGGAAGAGCAUAAAAUCGAAACAUGGCGAGAGCUGUAUCUUCAAGACUCUUUCAAGCCUUUGGUUAGCAUAUCACCCAAUGCUAGCUUGUAUGACGCAGUAUCGUCGCUUCUCAAGAACAAGAUCCACCGACUGCCAGUGAUCGACCCCUUGACGGGAAACACUCUCUACAUUCUCACGCACAAGCGGAUCCUCAAGUUCUUGAAGCUCUUUAUAUCGGAGAUGCCUAAACCGACGUUCCUAGGCCAAACGUUGGAGGAGCUGAAAAUAGGGACAUUCCAAAACAUCGCAGUGGUGCGCAAAGACACGCCUCUGUACACAGCGCUGGGUAUUUUUGUUGAACAGCGAGUGUCUGCGCUCCCUGUGGUGGAUGACAAAGGUCGAGUGGUAGACAUUUACUCCAAGUUUGAUGUCAUCAACUUGGCAGCAGAGAAGACCUACAACAAUCUGGACUUGACUGUGACCAAAGCCUUGCAGCACCGCUCUCAGUACUUUGAAGGGGUGUUGACCUGCAAUCGGCAUGAGACCUUGGAGGCCAUCAUCAACAGAUUGGUGGAGGCUGAGGUACACAGAUUGGUGGUUGUAGACGAGCAGGAUGUGGUGAAGGGUAUCGUCUCCCUCUCAGAUAUCCUCCAGGCGCUCGUGCUCACUCCUUGCGGGAGUAAACAAGAACAGUCCAGUGAGGCCGAAUGA
Messenger RNA from Nerophis lumbriciformis (worm pipefish), 1011 nucleotides. The record is from RefSeq and is a predicted model, not a curated record. Lineage: Eukaryota; Metazoa; Chordata; Actinopteri; Syngnathiformes; Syngnathidae.